AUGUACAACAUCAAUAGGACUCUAAHAGCCUUCAUUGCAAACUCGAUGGGGCUGUGGAAAACCACCCUUGAAGCCAACUGCAAACCACUUGCACAAGUGUCCAUCAAAUGUGGCADAUACCAAGGAGAUGCUCUGUCCCCACUGCUGUUCUGCAWAGGCCUGAACCCUCUCAGCCAAAUCAUCAACAAGACUGGCUACGGAUAUCGACUCAAGAAUGGGGCCACAAUCAGUCCCCUCCUCUACAUGGAUGACAUCAAGCUGUACGCCAAGAGCGAGCAAGACAUCYACUCACUGAUCCACACCACCAGGCUCUACAGCACUGACAUUGGGAUGUCAUUCGGACUAGAGAAGUAUGGAAAAACACGAACUAAAGACAAGUACCGGGUGGUCUACACGGACCACCAGCGCCUGGAGCUGGAGAAGGAGUUCCACUACAGCAAAUACAUCACCAUCCGGAGGAAGGCGGAGCUCGCCACCACGCUCAGCCUGUCWGAGAGACAGGUCAAGAUCUGGUUCCAGAACCGACGAGCCAAGGAGCGGAAAAUCAACAAGAAGAAGCUGCAGCAGCCGGCCUCCUCCACGACCACGCCCACCCCUCCCGCCGGCAGCACCGGCGGCGGCGGCGGCGGCGCCUCCAUGGUGACGAGCAGCAGCGGCAACAACGGUCUGGUGUCUCCGUCUCUGACGCUGAACAUCAAAGAGGAGUUCUGAGGGACGCGUUUAAGACUCCGAACAGGAAGAACUGUCCUUCCAACAGCUCCAGACUUUUAUUGUGAAAUAACAGGAAGUCGACUCUGUCCGAAGAAGAACUCCACUAACUUUUCUUCACAUGGUUUGCUGGGUUCUGUUCACAUGUUCCUCCAGCGGGUCAGGACCCUGCAGAACCUGCAGACCAGCGUCUCUCUGGGUUUGGAUGAAAAACACAUUUCUGUGUCACUGGUACACUUUAGACUAGAGAAACACGUCAUGUCAUCACUCAUGUCGGUUAUCGGCCAUGACAGCAAUAAUUAUAUCAGAUAUCAGCUGGAAUUUAUACGUCGGUGCUUCCCUGGUUUACACGUUUUGUUUAGGAGGAACUGUAAAAACACUGGAAAUAAUUUAACUCUCUGAAAUCACUCCUUCUUCUUUCUUAAAUCUUUGAAGCGUUUAAAACAAAAACCAGCAUUUCCAAACUUUUUUAUUUGUUUUAAGGGUAUAAAAGGUGAUUAAAGAAGUUUUCAUACAGUUUUAUAUUUAAACCUUCAGGUUUUAUAUUUCCUGCUUCAGAAGUUAAAUG
Messenger RNA from Austrofundulus limnaeus, 1276 nucleotides. Its product is annotated as homeobox protein CDX-1. Lineage: Eukaryota; Metazoa; Chordata; Actinopteri; Cyprinodontiformes; Rivulidae. Gene Ontology annotation, molecular function: DNA-binding transcription factor activity, RNA polymerase II-specific; RNA polymerase II transcription regulatory region sequence-specific DNA binding. Gene Ontology annotation, cellular component: nucleus. Gene Ontology annotation, biological process: animal organ morphogenesis; embryo development; cell differentiation. The record is from RefSeq and is a predicted model, not a curated record.